UUAAAGUUGCGUAUUGCUUUUGAAAAUCUCUAUUGGAGGACCGGUUUCAGAAGGUGAAAUAAAGGAAUUCCCUGAAACUGGAACACAACAUCCAUGAGACUGCUCAUCUUGACACACAAAGGUUACAUCUUUGAUCAGGACUUGUCCUUUAACUCUCACAUGAAGCAAAUCUCAAGGACUGCAUUGUUUCAUCUACGUAACAUUUUAAAAAAUUGGGCACAUCUGGUCUCAAAAAGAUGCCGAAACACUGUUUCACGCGUUACUUCUAGACUAGAUUACCUCAACUCCUUAUUAUCAGGCUGCUCUAAUAAGUCUCUUAGGUCCCUCCAGUUGAUCCAGAACGCUGCAGCUCGUGUUCUCACUAAAACCUAUGAAUAAGCCUAUGUUGCAAAUACAAAAAUGCAAAAUAUACUUUGCCCAAAUGUCUUAACACGUAAAAGACACAAUGUUGGUGGACAAAUGAUUGCUACAAACGGUUAUUAUUUUAAAGUGUUCGGCAGUCAAACUGUAUGCUGUCUCACUUCAGUGGCAAUCUAAAACGUUGUUGAAAAGCGGGAGCAUUUACAAAGUCAACAUGGAGCCUCAGCUUUAUGCACGACUCAUCAUGACGUUACUUUUCUGACUUUGUUUAGAGUCAAUUGUUCUUGUUGCUGCUGUACAUUGGCACAGAACAAUAACCUAGUGCUGUUUAACAUUUUGAAUAAAAGUGAUUGGAUGUUUGAAAAAUGCAGAUUAUCCAUAUUUAAGUCCUUUUGCGACCGAGAGAAAACCUCAAUCAAACCGUACCUGGCACAGUCUCAACAAAAACAUACUAUGUAACAUUUUAUAAAGCAAUACAUUAUACAAAUGACAUUGCUUUUUUGUGUGUCUACUCUAUUUUAUUGCACAGAAGUCUAAAGAAUUUAUCCACAAAAUGCAAUCAAUGGCAGGAGAGUGUCUCAUGUCUUUCCUGUUCAGACUGCAGCACACGCCGUGGUUUUAAAUGUGCAGCAAGUGGCUGGAUACUUUUUCUGUUUAAUAUAUAACACAUUAUGUUCGUGGUGUUACUGGUUGUCUUUUAACUUUACAGUUAGUGUGGUAUAGCCCAAAAUCACAGAUUACAAACUUCCCUCAGAGGGCUUUACAAUCUGUACACAUACGACAUCCCUGAGCUUUAACCUCACAUCGGAUCAGGAACAACUCCCCAAAAAAUAAAAAUAAACCUUUCAGGGGGAAAAAGGGUAAGAAACCUUCAGGAGAGCAACAGAAGAGAAUCAUAUCAUAAAAAGAAAAGAAAAACUGAAGAAGAGAACAAUUCAUUUCCUGACGUUUUUAUUGUUUCCACACUGGGCAUGUGGCUAUAAAAUAUAUGUACUUCGACUUGUAUCUAUUCAUGUUUUAUUACUUUAUAAUGUUGUAUCAGGGUGGGUUUGUAUAUAACAUCUGAAACAUUAAUUAAUUAUUGUCUACAACUCUCGCCCUCUCUCCAAACAAAUAAGCAACAACUGGUAAAUCAACUGGGCAACAUUGCUAUUAAGUGUCAUCUCAGCCAUCUUACACAGAUAUAUUUACAGCGGGGCCCUGAUUGACAUUAUUAUGAGAGAUAUCUCUUGGGAAAUGCAGUAUUGUUCUAUCACCAUGUUGCAAACGUUUUUAAAUGUUCCUUGUAAUUAAAUUUUGUCAGGAAGUUGAUGAACCUAAUAUUGUGUUACAAUACACUUUGACAUUUAUUUUGUAUUCCAUAUGUAACUUGGAUUUAGAUCCAUUGAAUCUUGGUUUUCAUAUGACAUUUAAGACAAUAUCACAUCAUCUUUAUUACGUCCCCUAUGUGAUUUAAUGUUUUUUUUCUUCAAGUUAACGGUUAAGGGGGUUGUUUUUAUAGGCACUCUACAAAGAAUACCUUGUAUCUACAGGGUGUGCCUGUCUUUGAGGACAGCAAGCAUCCUCCCUGCUUACGCUCAUUGUAGCAUGAUGAUGCUGCAUAGCAGCGCUGCCCAAUAAAGUUUAAAGAGGCUAAAGGGCAGGAACAGUUUGAACCCUGCUGCAAUGACAUUUCAUAAUUCAGAAUGAUUCUCUUUUUAUAAGCAUGUGCUUCUGAACCCGACCCCAUAAAAACAUCAAAUAUUGGUUAAUUUUUUAUUUAUUCUUUCAGCUGAUUUUCCCCUCCCAAUUGAAUUUGGCUGUUGCGGGUCAGGCAUAAAGGGCCGUCAGCUGGACGGUUGUUGUCACUGUCGCCAUUAUCUUUUUGGAUAUCGGAGGAGGAGAAACUGGAGUACAGUCUCGUGGAAUCUAAGAAUUACCAGCUCUCAUCUAGUCUUCACUUUUCAAAUUAGGAGCCACUGCUUCUUCUUCUCCGAUGACAUUGUCCACAAUGUCCACAUUCAUGGCCACGGCCGCGGUCUCCAAUAGCUGCGAGCCUUUUUCCACCGUGUGUUCGGGCACAAACUGCCUCGUUCCUUCCAGUAACUUCAAUGACAUGCUGAGCUUGGUGUUGAGCAUAGUGCUCACGGUGAUGCUCGCCAUGGUCAUGUUCUCCAUGGGCUGCACCGUGGAUGCCCAAAAGCUUUGGGGCCACAUCAGAAGACCUUGGGGCAUCGUCAUCGGCUUCCUGUGCCAGUUCGGCAUCAUGCCUUUCACAGCCUUCGCCUUAUCGCUGGCCUUCGGCGUGCUGCCUUUGCAAGCUGUCGUCAUCAUCAUCAUGGGCUGCUGUCCCGGAGGCUCCGGCUCCAACAUUAUCUGCUACUGGCUGGAUGGAGACAUGGACUUAAGUGUCAGCAUGACUGCUUGUUCCUCUAUCCUGGCCCUGGGGAUGAUGCCUCUAUGCCUGCUCAUUUAUACCUCUGCAUGGACCUCUACCGGCACCAUCCAGAUCCCAUAUGACAGUAUCGGUAUCACUCUGGUGGCCCUUCUUAUCCCAAUUGGUUUGGGAAUAUAUGUUAAACGCAGGUGGCCCCACUGGGCAAAAAAGAUCCUCAAGGUAGGAUCCAUUGGCGGAUUUGCUCUUAUUCUCAUCAUAGCUGUGGUUGGAGGAAUUCUGUACCAGUCCUCCUGGAACAUUGCACCCUCUCUAUGGAUUAUUGGAACCAUCUACCCCUUUAUUGGUUUUGGCCUGGGGUUUCUCUUGGCCCGCUUCACAGGUCAACCCUGGAACAGAUGUCGAACCAUAGCAUUGGAGACAGGUUUCCAGAACUCCCAGCUGUGCAGCACUAUUGUCCAGCUGUCCUUCAGCCCUGCUGAGUUGGAGGUCAUGUUUGCGUUCCCCCUCAUCUACAGCAUCUUCCAGCUGGUGGUGGCAGUCAUGUCUGUGGGAGCCUACCAGGUUUAUAAAAGGUCAUGGGGCCGUGGCUCAGGUGAUGCAGGCAUGGAGGCUCCGUCCCUGGAAGCUGGUGACGGUGAAUCAGAAACAAAGAAGGGACACGGUGUGGAGAACAGCCACUUCGAGUUUGCCGACAAUGCCAACGAGAAGUGUAGGGAGGACAGAAAGAUCACUCAGCUGUGAGAUGUGAGAAUGAAAAUUACAGACUUUCAGAAUGAACAUCCACGGCCCUGGCACCACCGCAGAGCCAUAAGUCCACAGUGUGAACACACACUGCACUCUGCAGGCCGGAGGUGUGCACUACACGUCCUGUUCCAAUCUACUUUUAGAAACUUUAGACCAAAUGUCCUCCCAAGUAUUACCAACAAUUAAAUAACUGGCAAACCGUGUUAUAUUAUGUUGAAGGCCCUCCUUUUUCUUAAUUUAUUAAUAUAUAAUUUGAAUAGACUUUCACACUGAGAAAGCCUUUACAGCAAUCAACAUAUUUCCUGAUUACUUCUAAAUAGGUCUUAUAAAUAAUUCUGACUAAAUACGUAAUGCUGUUUAUGUGGAUUACCACAUGUCCAUAAGUAGAUAUGUAGUUUAUGCUGAACGGUGGAAUACACAAAACCAAUAUAUCAUGUGUAUUCACAUUCAACAUGUAUCUGAUGAGACACAGAGACACAAUGCUCUCACGUUUUUCAAAGAGGUUCAUGUAUUCUCUGUUAUCCUUAUUCUCUAUUAUGAUGUAGCAGGUGACAUCAGGGCUUUCCACAGACUUGGGCCCUGAUACAAACUUUGUGUUAUGUGUUCGUUGCUCUUUCAGUUCCUCGCAGUUCGUCUACGCUUCACUUAUGAAGCACAGCUCGUUCUUGGCAUUUUUAUAAAUAUGUAACCCUAUGUAUUGUUUUGCACAUCUAUUUAUGAAACAUAUUCACAGCUAAUGUAUUUGUCCUCUGUAAUGUGCAAAUGUAAAAAAAAUCUGAAUUUUGUGAAAGUACAUUACGAAACAUUGCAUCAGAGAUUUUGGGGUGUGGUGAUGGAUAACAAAAUCAUAUUGUACAUUUUAAAACAGAGGCUUUUUAUUUUUUUGACGAACCAAAGUAUGUGUUAGAUUACAAGGCAACACAUAUGAGCACUACAAAGGUCCAGAGCAGAGAUAAUUAUUAUAAUGCAACAGGACAAUUGAAAAUAACCCUAAGCCUAAUACAUUAUUAGUAAUGUACAAGACACAAUUAUCACCAGAUACUGGUCUUUAUACAUUUGAUUCAGUCCUUAUUUUUUGGUGUAAAUAAACUGAACAAAUAAAUAAAUAAAAAAUGCAA
Pseudoliparis swirei is the source of this 4599-nucleotide messenger RNA. RefSeq names its product solute carrier family 10 member 2 (gene slc10a2). NCBI's taxonomy places the organism in Eukaryota, Metazoa, Chordata, Actinopteri, Perciformes, Liparidae. Bases 2336 to 3478 code for a protein of 380 amino acids. Gene Ontology annotation, biological process: bile acid and bile salt transport. Gene Ontology annotation, molecular function: bile acid:sodium symporter activity. The transcript is spliced from 6 exons. Gene Ontology annotation, cellular component: apical plasma membrane. The record is from RefSeq and is a predicted model, not a curated record.